CAUCGCGUUCGGUUGACCGACUCGCUCAAUUUUGAGUUAAUUUUUUGGCCUGGCCCACUAAAAAAAAAAAACAAAAAACAUAACAAAUCGAAAACAAAGCCUCUUUGCGCCCCAUUAAACAAAUGCUAAAUUAGUCCGUUGUGUAAAGGUGUAAUACCAUGAUUUUGUCAUAAUUUAACUACCGCAAAACCCAUUUAUUUGUGUUAGUUUUAACCUAAUUAGUUAAGCAAAUUACCGACGUGUUUGGUAAAAAUAUUUUUGAAAAAUUCUUCCCCAAAGUGCAGUGUUUGUGUUUGUGCGCGCAAUUGAAAUCGUUUGUAGAACGGUAACAGGUAAAACAACAAAUCAACAAACAAACCAGCCAGCCAGCGAACGAUGUCGGUGAAUAUAACCAUUAAAAUGAAGUUAAAGUUGCUCCCGAGCUGCAUACAAAUGGAGCUGUAAGUAAGCAAACAAACAUUUCCAGCUGUUAAUGAUAGGACGGGCAAAGCUUCCAAGAAGUGGAGGACUCUUACUCACUACCUCUUCCUUGGCGAGGACUAACUGAAAGUAAAUUGAAAUUGCAUCACGUUCUCGGCUCCGGUCCAGUGCACAUCCAUCGGGUUUUCCAUGCUGGCCGACCAGAUGCAGAUAGCCCCGGCGUGAGCACACACACACACAUCGGGCAGGAAAAGAUAUAGCUACAGAGCCACAGCUACGGACAUAUCGUAUAUUUCCCAGCCAAAUGUAUGCCGGGCGGGCGACACAAUUUGCCAAAACCAUCAGCAGCAUGGCGUGCAGCAUUCAGAAACAACCUCAGGCACCACCAUCGGUGGAUCCUGGCACGAGUGGAGUGGAGCGAGUGGGCGGAGGACGAGGUGGUGGCCCCAGUGGAGCUGGCACCGUUCCCUCCACACCGAAAUCCACCAAGUCCGCCCAGCCGAGGGGCUCCCUGCCAACGGAUGUGAGCAACCAGCCACCGUUGGAAUUCCAAUGGCCACCGCCCGUUCCGGUUUCGAUUCACACGAGCAACUUGCGGCUGAACAUGAUGAACCAGGAUCCCAAGGACCUCCAUACGGCCCGGGCAAUCAUCGAGGAGCUGCGCUCCAAGGUGCGAUUCCAGACGGAGCACAUCAUGAAGUGGCGCAAGGCAUAUGCUAUGCAGGUCCAGCAGCACUAUCGGUAUCAAAAGGAGAAGUCAGAUCAGAUGAACUCGCUCACCUCGCAACUCCUGCUUUUGGAAUCCCGGCUGAAGCGGAAGCAGAAGCAGAUUGCAAGCCUGUUGAACCACCGGGAGUUGACCAUUCAGCGACAGCAGAAGAUUAUCGACACGUUGUCCUCACGCCUGGUGGACCAUGGCCUGGAGACCAUCGAAGCCAGCUAUGCCAAUGAACUGGACUCCCUGAACGAUUCCGAUUCGGCGGUGGUGCUGGAGGACAUCGACUCGGACAGCCCGAUGACCCUGGGCACGCGCCGCAAGAGCAGUGGAGCUGGGGGAUUGGGUGGGGUGCUGGGUAGCGAUGGUAUUACCAUAGUACGCUCCAUAUCCGAUGCCAUCGAAACGAAUCACAAUAAGUAUGGAGCGGCCAGGCGAAACAACUGUUUUUUGAGACGCCCCGAUAUCCUGGAAACGGUUUACUCCGUCGAGGAGGAUCCCGAGCCCACCACGGAUGUGGCAGAGAAGCGGGACAAGUUCAAGAACCGCUCGGACAAGGCCCUCAGCUCCAGCUCGACCGAGGGUCAGAUAGAUGCCGCCAGUCCCUCGGCCGCCGACAAAGCCAAAGAGUCCUCGCCAGUCGACGGCGGACCCACUAUUCCACGACGCCAAUUGGGAGCCCUCAAGAGGUCGCCCAGCCACGAUUCACCCUGCACCACGCUCAGUGUCAAGGUGCCCCAACUUCAGCCUCCAUCUCCUCCUCCGCCAUCGGCUUCGGGAGCACAGGAACCGCUCAACGGAAAGAACCAGGUAACUAACUACAACCGGGUCAUGCUGAACCAUCGCUCAGUGACGAAGCCCAAGGACGUGAAGUACAAGCGCAUCAACAAGGCCAAGUCCAAGAGUCUGGAGGAGUUGCGGGGGCGUCUCAAGAACCUGGUGGAGCGGCCUCCGGGAUUGGAUGGUGGUUACUCCGGCGGCAUGAUGCCGCAGACGGCGCAGUCGUAUGCGUGACAUUUGCAGCAGCCGGACGAGGUCGCCCCGAGGUCAGCGGUGGAGGAGAGGAAAGGUCAGCCGGAGGAGGAGACCGCCAGGCAGGGAGGAGCUCGUCCGCGGAGGGAAAGCGCGGAGCCAAUGACCUCGACUUUGACCUCUGCUGCCCAGGAGCCGCAGGCUGGCAGACAUGGCUUUCCCAAGAGGUCGCUGACCCUGCCGCGCAUACUGGUGCCCCGCCACUCGACGGCGGGAUUGGCCAGUUCCAGCGGCGGGGGCGGCGGCGGCGGCGGUGGGCGUGGCGGCUUCUAGCAAUUAAAGAAAUUUUUCAUACGCAAUUGUGAUAAAAAGUAAAAACAUAUUCUUCCUCCGUCUCUGUGCUGUCCAUUUUAGUUGCUUUAACAUGAUUCUCUUUUGUAACAUUUGUUUCCUUGACAUUUAUCCUGAGCUUAGUUUGGUAAACUUUGCAUUUAAAUAAGUUUAGUUUUAGUUUUAAAAAACGGAACUGCAUUUUAACUUAACAUUACACCUAAUUUCACAAGCAAAAUAAAUAAUUUUUUAAACUUA
Drosophila subpulchrella is the source of this 2695-nucleotide messenger RNA. RefSeq lists its product as uncharacterized. The record is from RefSeq and is a predicted model, not a curated record. Bases 725 to 2149 code for a protein of 474 amino acids. Lineage: Eukaryota; Metazoa; Arthropoda; Insecta; Diptera; Drosophilidae. The transcript has 6 exons.